Elaeis guineensis (African oil palm) is the source of this 1924-nucleotide messenger RNA. NCBI's taxonomy places the organism in Eukaryota, Viridiplantae, Streptophyta, Magnoliopsida, Arecales, Arecaceae. The record is from RefSeq and is a predicted model, not a curated record.
AUUGUGAUUGGGUACAUCUUAGAAAUCAUUGGUCUGUAAAUAAAUUAUUUGUAUGUAAGUUCUUGACUCUUUAUUUAAUGCCUUGCAAUUGCAAAUUAAUAAUGAGUAGGUGAUGUUGCUGCUGCUUUUGAGAAGCAUGUGGAGACUUAUGGAGGACUUGAUAUCUGUAUCAAUAGUGCUGGAAUUGGCAAUAUUGUUCCAUUUUAUCAAGACAAAACUGAUGGGAAUGGCACAUGGAGACGUACUGUCAAUGUUAACCUGACUGCACUUAUUGAUUGUACACGCAUUGGGAUUCAAACAAUGCUAUCUACAAAAAAGCCUGGUGUGAUAAUAAAUCUGGGCUCAGCCUCAGGUCUCUAUCCCUUGUAUGCUGACCCUAUUUAUUCUGCUACAAAAGGUGCUGUUGUCUUAUUCACUAGAUCACUUGCUCCAUUAAAACGUCGGGGAAUUCGCGUCAACGUGCUUUGCCCUGAGUUUGUUCAAACUGAGUUGGCAUCAAAGGUGGAUCCUAAACUAAUUAAUGCACUUGGUGGCUUCCUCUCCAUGGAGAUGGUUGUGAAUGGUGCAUUUGAGCUUAUUAAAGAUGAGAGCAAGGCGGGUGUCUGUCUAUGGAUCACUAAACGUAGAGGUAUGGAGUAUUGGCCUACACCAACAGAAGAAAAAAAGUAUUUAUUGCAGCCAUAUAAGUCAAAAAGAAGUUUCGUGUACACUACGGGUUCUAAAAUUGAUGUACCUCAUACUUUUGAGAAAAUAGUUGUCCACACUCUGAGUCAUAAUUUCCGAAGUGCUACUAGCAUUGUUCGAACUGAGUUGAGUUUGCCCAUUAAACCAGAGCAUGCUCUCGUGAAGGUCAUUUAUGCUGGUGUAAAUGCCAGUGAUGUGAAUUUUAGCUCGGGGCGUUAUUUUGGUGGCAAUAAUAAUGAAGUUGCUGCACGCCUUCCAUUUGAUGCUGGUUUUGAGGCUGUGGGCAUAGUUGCAGCUGUUGGUGAUUCAGUGCAUAUAAAAGUUGGCACUCCUGUUGCUCUUAUGACUUUUGGAAGUUAUGCUGAGUUCACAAUGGUUCCUGCAAAACAUCUUCUUCCUGUACCUAGACCAGAUCCUGAGGUUGUAGCAAUGCUAACAUCAGGUUUGACAGCUUCAAUUGCUCUAGAAAAGGCAGGACAAAUGGAAUCUGGACAAGCAAUUUUAGUUACAGCAGCGGCUGGUGGGACCGGACAGUUUGCAGUUCAGCUUGCAAAAUUGGCAGGAAACAAGGUGGUUGCAACUUGUGGAGGUGAAAAAAAAGCUGCACUUUUGAGGUCUUUAGGGGUUGACCGUGUUAUAGAUUAUAAGAGGGAAAAUAUAAAAGCUUAUCAAGGAGAACAUGGAUGGAAACCGUUGCCAUAUACUGGGCUUUGUGAAAAGAUUCUUGCAAAAAGCCAAACAGUGGCUGGCUUUUUCCUGGUUCAAUAUGCUCAUUUGUGGCAAGAACAUCUUGACAGGCUCUUUGAUCUCUACUCUUCGGGAAAACUUAAGGUAGCAGUGGAUCCCAAGAAAUUUUUGGGUCUUGAUUCUGUAGCAGAUGCGGUAGAGUAUCUCCAUUCUGGUGAAAGCCUUGGCAAGGUUGUUGUGUGCGUUGAUCCAGCAUUCAAUCAGAAAUCAGCAAAGCUAUAAGUGAUGAGCAUUAUAAUCUGUCAAAUGUUAAGCUAGCAGCAUCAAUAUUGUUUGGUGUCUCCUCAAAUACUUACGGACUUGUCCUCCAUGUUGAUCAAAAUAUUUCAGGAAAACCUUGAUCUGGAAAUGGUCUAUCAAGGUAAGAAAUUAAUUGCUACAGAGUGUUUGGAAGUAGUGUUGGAAUAAGAGCUCAAUGUGAAUGAGCAACAAACAACUGUAAGAUGUCUGGUGGUAAAAAUAGAGCAAUAAAGAGAGAAUUUUCUUUAACCAA